UAGCAUGAUCCUUGUGUGUUCUGGACAAGGGGGUGCAUGGGUGAAACAUGGCCGCCGUAGACCCAGCGGAGUCUCCGAAACGACAGAAAUCCCCUACGGAGGAGGUGGAAACAUCUGGGGGGAAGACCGAGACGGUGGAGUCGGGAUGCAGCUUAAACCCGAAAGAUGAAACGACACUUAAUAAAACCACCGAGAGCCCUGACGAUGAGCAGAGAUCCAGUGAGGGUAACGACGGCGACUGUAUUGCCAGCCAUUCUGAGGUUAAUGUCGAGUCCGGUGCUGGAGCCGAAAAAACGACAUGUAAAUCAACGGAGGACCUAACAUCGGCGGAAAAAAUGGCCGAGGCUCCUGCCAGCGACCAGCGGGAUUUCGACUGGUCUGAAACUGAAGAAGACGACGAAGAGGCGAAAACACACAAGAAGGAAAAUGAUAAGUCUGACCUCAAUAAUGUUGCAGAGAGUGCUGGAGUGGUGCAGCAGGAUACACAUGUUGAUGAUAACAUUACAGCGGAUGCAACUGAGGAGGAACCAUCACAUCCUGAUGAGAAGAUCGCAGAGAAUCAUCUGGCUGAGGAGCUGGUGGGAGAAGUCGUCGGGACAGAAGAUGUGGUUGAUAUAGAUGAAGAGGCAGACCGAGAAGAGGGCGCUAGUUUGACAGCUAAGCCCAAAAAGUGCCGUUUGGAGUGCAAGGAGUGCGGUAAGAGGUUCACCCGACGCGAGACCUUCAACCUUCACCGUCACUUUCACGCACACGAGGAUGAGCUCACUCCCCUCACCUGUAAAGAAUGCGGCCUUACCUUUCAGCACCGCAGCAGCCUCAUCAAACACAGAAAUGAACAUAAAGAGAAGGAGGAACAACUUGCUACUCCAAAGGUGGAGGGUCGUUUUAAAUGUGCAGAAUGUGAGAGGAUCUUCUCCACCGUGGAUAAGCUGAGGGACCACAACUGCUGCAACAUAGUAGAAAAGCCUUACCACUGCCCCCUGUGCCGCCAAGAGUUCCAGUUUAAGGUGUCUGUCACUAAGCACAUGAUGAUCCACUCCCGUGAGAGCACCUUUUCAUGCCAAGAGUGCAGCCAAACGUUCCCAGACAGCAUGACACUGCGCUACCACCAGCGAUGUCACACCGCCCUGAAACCCUACGAAUGCCCAGAGUGUGGAUUGGUUUUCAAACACUACUCCGUCAUGGAGGACCACCGUCGCAAGCACACAGACAACACUCGCUCUCACCUGUGCAACAUCUGUGGUAAGACCUUCAAGUACAGCAGCCUCCUCCAUCAGCAUCAGUAUUUGCACACAGGCCAGAAGCCUUUCCGCUGCCCUGAAUGUGGUAAAACAUUUGCCUUUGCCCAGAACAUGAAGGCACACUGCCGCCAGCACAGACUGCGCGAAACCAACUCCUCCACUGAGCAGCCCAGCAAGCCGCCUCCUGCGUCUGCACAGGAGGCAGUUAAAGGGCCGGGGAAAGAGAACACGCACCAGAGCGAGGAACCGAAACGCACAUUCAACUGCCCCCUCUGUCCCCAGACGUACUUAAUACCAGCUAACCUGAGAGCCCACAUGCUUAUUCAUGAGGCCGAGUAUGAAACGUUGGAGAGAACACCAAGACCCCCAAAGGAGAAUGACAAGCACUCGGAAAAAGGACACUCCUGUCCCCACUGCCCAUGUGUUUAUCGUGAUGAAGUCAGUUUAAAUUUACAUCUCUUAAGUAUCCACAAGUCUGUAGCACAACAUUUAGAAAAGGUGGAAACGCCACCUAAAGAUCAAUGUACUCCAUUAAGCAGUGAUAAUGCACAGGGGAAAUGGGGAAGCGAUGGCAUAAGUAUUAAGUCGUACAAGUGUUCAGAGUGUGGAAAAACCUUCCGCCACCGCUCGGUGUUAGAGCUGCAUAUGCGCAUACAUUCCAAGGACAAGCCUUACCAGUGCAAAGUGUGUGGCAAGGGCUUUAGAUUCGGUAGCUACUUGCAGCAACAUCUCAUCAUCCAUACAGGCAAGAAGCCAUACAAAUGUCCCGACUGUGGGAAGGACUUUGCCUUCCUGCAGAACAUGAAAACACAUCAAAAGCUGCAUCAGGAAAAACCAUUCCGCUGCACCAGCUGUCGCAAAGGCUACAGCGACGAGACCCAACUGCAGCACCAUAUGUUAUCACACAAUGGCGACAAACCUCAUAAGUGUGACCAGUGCGACAAGAGCUUCGGAUUAGCCUAUCUGCUCCGGGAUCACAUGAACACACACACGGGAGAGAGACCUCAUCGCUGUGAUGAGUGUCACAAAACUUUUUCUUGGUUUAGCAGCCUGCUAGUCCACCAGAAGAUCCAUUCUCGCAAGCGCCAGGGUUUCAGCCAGUUUAAUUCUUUCCCAAUGGGUGCGAGGAUGAGAGGCAUGGGGAGGAGAGGGGGGAGGCCCAUGUGGGGCUGGUCUCGACCAUUAGGAGGCUCUGGGAUGGUUAGCUCUCAGCCGUAUCCAGUUUCUGCACUGAGAGAUGCUGAGUUGCACAGGAGGGUGGUCCAGCCAAAGCCUUCCAUGCUCUCACCUCGCAUAGAUGUACAAAGUAGACCGCAGAAGGAGCCGUGGCUGCCUGAGCUACACCCUCAACCGGUGCAGUGGAAGGUGGACGGCGGAGAGGUAAUGCCUGUCCCGUCGUCACAGCAGCAACACGCAGCUCCACAGCAGAUACAGUUUGACAGCGCACCAAAGCCCGGCCUGCAGCAGCACCAUCAGAGAAGUCCAGGCUGGGCAGAUAUCCCUUUGGUAGCUCAGUCAGGCCCCACAUCUGCUCCAAGUUCAGAGUCGUCACACAUGAAGGAGAGCACAGCUGCUAUUGUCAGCUCCCACAUGACAGCUGUGACAAAAAAAUCCAGCCCAUCAACAGUGACUGAGAUGGAGCAGCACAGGCAGCCCUUGCCUCUUAUUUGGAGUAGCCCAGCCACGGCCACAGCCACAGUGCUGGCUUCCACCAGCUCUUUGCAACAUGAUUUUCCUACUCCCUUGUCUUACAUAGAUGGGGCGGCUCUGUGGAGCAUCAGACCUGCUCUACUAGCAAAUUCACGGAGCUCUCCGAAUAUGCUCGGUCAAGAGCUUCAGCUUCCAAGAUGGGCAGGUGUCCCCUUGUCAAUACAAAAGGAGCCAUCCACGCCAUCUAAAAAAGAGGACACUAGAGUGUGGGAUCUGAGUAAUCCUCAAGUAAUACCGUCAACUGUUAUUCAGUCAGAGAAGCCAUGGAACGGCUGUGAUCUGCAAAAGCAGUGGGUUUCUGGUUUAGCAGGUGUGUCCACCUCAGCUCAAAUAGACCAAAGCAGUGCUAUGCCAAUUUCAACUCCUGUUUCUCACGGGGUAGGUAGCACCUUGUGGGACUUGCAAACACCACCGGGAAUUCCAAAGACUAUAAACCCUGAGAAAUUAGUAAAUACUCAAGAGUUUCAGCUGCAGCAAAAGCAGGUGUCAUCUGCCUGGGCCAGUGUGCAGAGUCAGGCAACAACGCAAAAGGUUCCCCUCUCCAUUCAAUACGAGCCUCAUCGUUUUGGCCAGGUGUUAGGAACACCAGUAUGGGGCUUCCAAAGUAAUCAAACACUGCUCACCGGGCAACUCAAACCAGGAAAUGGACAGGAGCUGCAGCAACAGCCGAUGGUAACAGGCACUCAAAUAAUCAUAAAUCAGCAGUCUCCUUUUUUCUCAGCUCCCCUUGCUCCGCUCCCUCCUCUUGCUUUGCCUGGCCCACACCCUCUCCACUCUGUCACAGUUGGCUCACUUUCAAGAUCUCCACACCCAAAUAUUUUUUUCACACCACGGGCAGUAAUGAGCGAGAGACCACACAUGCCACAGACCCUGCCCCUACCUCAGCUCGCCCCACGGACAGAACCUCACAAACUCGGUCCCCGUUUGCCUUUUGCCCCAGAACGGCUUCUGCAGUGCAUGAUAUGCGGGUGUUCUCUUCCCCGGGAGCUGGAUCUACAAAUGCAUUACUUGCAACAUGCACAAGGAGAGAUUUGACAUUUCUAUACUAUUAGCAACAAUAUUUAGUUAUGUUUUUUUAAUCAUUUUUAUUAAUUGGAACCUCAUUUAUUCGACCCUCAUUUGUGCAGUUUCACCAGUUGAGUGGACGGGUAUAAGAAGGGAAAAAAUAACAAAAGUGAAACUUGAUUCAGUCUGUGCACUUGAAUCGUGUUUAAAUCAUGUUCAGCUCAGAAUUAGACUGCACAGAGCGUUGUUUGUAAUCGAGGGUGAAUACAGGUGCCAAUAAAUGAGUUUCACCGUCUUUAAAUGCAUAUAAGUUAUCCAAAUACUUAACUGGUUUAAGCAGCUUCUGAGGAGUGCAGAUUAAUGAGGUUCUACAGCCUACAUUUCAUUUAUUGCCAAUGACCUUUAGAUUUAGAUAAUAUUAGUACUUUUAUAGCUCUGUUCAUAUGUCCUGAACCAUUUGAACUGUGUUUCUUCAUGUACAGUAUACUGUGUGCCUUUUUAUGAGUACAGUCUGCAUGUCUGCUGUCUUGGUAUUUUAGGCCUAGUUUGUGCUGAAGGUAGACUCAACAAUGUCACCUCGCUCCCAAAACACAGAGCAACUCUUUCUAAGAUACCGUGAAAGAAGUGUAAGCUGUUGCUUUUGAAGAGCAGAGGAUGGGGUUACUGUUACAGAUGGACAGCUGGCUGGCUAUUGGCUGGGUCCAAAUAUCUCACAAGUAAACAUCUCAUGAUGGUAAUUUGGUCAACACGAAAGUAUCUGUAAACAUAAUGUGACGGUUACAUGUAAAUGUCAUUUCACAGUCAGAGUUUUCUGUAAAUUUAACUCUUGAGUGAUUAUUGGGAACAGGGAGAAAGUAGCGUCAUUACAUAAGUAUUGAUGACCCUGUUGUCAGAUAGUGACUUUUGUAAUAAAUCAAACUUGGAUUUAUGUGC
Cottoperca gobio is the source of this 4889-nucleotide messenger RNA. RefSeq lists its product as uncharacterized. Lineage: Eukaryota; Metazoa; Chordata; Actinopteri; Perciformes; Bovichtidae. The record is from RefSeq and is a predicted model, not a curated record. The transcript has 2 exons. Bases 48 to 3986 code for a protein of 1312 amino acids. Gene Ontology annotation, molecular function: RNA polymerase II cis-regulatory region sequence-specific DNA binding; DNA-binding transcription factor activity, RNA polymerase II-specific. Gene Ontology annotation, biological process: regulation of DNA-templated transcription.